Messenger RNA from Cucurbita maxima (winter squash), 829 nucleotides. RefSeq lists its product as uncharacterized. The transcript is spliced from 4 exons. The record is from RefSeq and is a predicted model, not a curated record. Lineage: Eukaryota; Viridiplantae; Streptophyta; Magnoliopsida; Cucurbitales; Cucurbitaceae. Bases 227 to 577 code for a protein of 116 amino acids.
AUAAAAUUAGGGGUUGUAAUUUUGUUUAUACCUUUUCCAAGCUUGAACGAGUUCCGAUUCAUUUCUUGGAUCGAACGGCUUUGAGAGGUUUGAUCUCCGCUCGUUUCGCCUUCGGGAAUUUUACAUCAACAAAUCCCCAUUCCGCUUCCUCCAAAUCAAUUUCCACCGCUUUCUUCCUAAAACUCUCUCUCUACCUCUCCUUCUUUCGGAAACGCGAUCUGUUGAAAUGGCAGCAGCGAGAACGGCCGCAAGGAUUUUUUCUCGAAGGUUCUCCGGCAGCGGGAAGAUUCUCAGCGAGGAAGAAAAGGCUGCUGAGAAUAUCUACAUCAAGAAAACUGAACAAGAGAAACUUGAGAAGCUUGCACGCAAGGGACCGAAACCAGAAGAAAAGCCGGUAGAGUCUGUAGCCGAGUCGAUUCCAAGUGGGUCAGCCUCCUCAGCGUCAGGAGCAUCAACAGAGAAGAUAUCUAGUGACAAAUACCGCAAUUAUGCUGUUGUAGCCGGAACUGUGACUAUUUUUGGUGCUCUUGGCUGGUAUCUCAAAUCUAAAAAGAAGCCAGAGGAAGUCCAUGACUGAGAUAGCUAACAGCAUGUAGUUUAUCCAUAUCAUCAGGAUCUGGAGGGAGGGAGGGAGGAGUUUGAGUGUUCUCUUUUCCUCUGCUGAAUAAUCCAGAAAUCGAGAUGCAUGUGGCUCUUGGUUUAUGAAUGCAAUUCUGUUCAGAUUUACGUUUCUCUCAGGAUAAUGGUUUCUUUUCACCCUUAUUUCUUUCUCUUGAAAAUUAACAGUGAGUUAGAGACAAAAAUAUGGUCUAAUUGGGUUUCAUUAUCA